Molecule: messenger RNA, 786 nt
Organism: Cylicocyclus nassatus
Lineage: Eukaryota; Metazoa; Nematoda; Chromadorea; Rhabditida; Strongylidae
Source: the annotation of a GenBank genome assembly
AUGUAUCGUCCGUUCCACGAUCGGUGCUAUAUCUGCCCUACCUCUCUGACCUGGGGCAUAGCUGACAUUGCAAAUAAUGAUGUUCCAGUGUAUUACGCAUCAAUCACUGCCAUACUAUUCACAAAUUUGCUUAAGGCAGAAGAUGAAAUAGAGGGGUUGAUGUGCUACAGAACAAAACAGACUCCACGCCCAGCUGGUGUAUGUGCUGUUACUGUUCAUUACUAUCUUGGAAACUGCAGUAUAUAUUCGUAUGAACUUUGGGGAGGAAGAAGAUCACCAAACAUAAAGGAAGGACACUGCAGUGAAAGAAUAGACCAUGCGGAUGAAAGUAUAUCAAAACCAGAAACAUACAGGAUUGUGUGCUACUGUUGGUCAAAUCCAUAUUGUGCGGGCAUGUUUUCUUCUUUUGAGGAGCAAAUCGGAAAGAAACUGAGAAAUGAGGAUAAGCGCAUGUACUAUCAAUGCUUCGAGGAUAAUCUCAAAAACAAUGCUUUUCUAACAAUUCCUGCACUAAGUACAACUUUGGCGCAACCAACACAAGAGCUUACACAUACACCUUUUGAGACCGCCAGUCAUCCGAAGAGGCCAUAUCUGAGCGAAGAAGCAAAGAUACGAAGAAAAGUUCGCGCCAAUAUACGAUUCAGAUAUCUCGACUGGGCAAUCAAACGAAACCUCAUCAUUCUUCUUGUGAUUGCUGUUUUCAUGGCUAUAUCAGGGUAUUUUUACUACGGAGAAAGUGCUCCUGAUCUAGCGAAGCUCGCGAAGAAGACACCGAAAGACACAUAG